Molecule: messenger RNA, 9076 nt
Organism: Ornithorhynchus anatinus (platypus)
Lineage: Eukaryota; Metazoa; Chordata; Mammalia; Monotremata; Ornithorhynchidae
Gene: TG
Product: thyroglobulin
Exons: 48
Coding region: 1-8922 (2973 amino acids)
Biological process (GO): thyroid hormone generation
Source: RefSeq, a predicted model, not a curated record
AUGCCCCGGGGGUCCGAAGCGGAGGCUCCCCCUGCCUCAACGUCCCGGGCCUGGCUCCGGUCCUCUAUCCCCCCCCGCCCCCACGCGCCAACCGCCACCGCUGCCAGCUCGGAACUGCCCUCCCGGCUCACCGGCUGCCCGAGGGGGGUUUGGAGGGCCGGGCGUAACGGGGCUGAGCUCCUCGGCGUCCCUCGUGACGCGACGGCUGGAGACGAAGACUGCGUCACCGGUCCCAUCGACCGCCCAGUGGACCGGUUCCUCGGGGGCCGGCGGCAGAUCUAUAAAAGGCCCGUUGGCGGGCGAGAGAGAGCAGACCGGGAGACCUCCUCGUCUGACGGGGGUCAGUUCUGGCCUCUCGCAAUGGCCCCGCACCUCCUUUGCCUCCUGCUCUCCUGGGCUGUCACCGUGUCGGCCAACGUUUUCGAGUACCGAGCCGACUCUCAGCCGCUGCGCCCGUGCGAACUGCUGCGGGAGAAGGCCUUCCGGGAGAACCGCGACUACGUCCCUCAGUGCUUAGAGAACGGCCAGUUCCGAACCACGCAGUGCAGCGAGAAGCAGCGGUCGUGCUGGUGCGUCGACGCCGAAGGAGCCGAGGUGCCCGGCAGUAAGCGCGCCGGAGUCCCCGACGUCUGUCUGUCCUCCUGCCAGCUCCAGAAACAACGGAUCCUGCUCAGCAGCUACCUCAACAGCACGGCCACCCGCCAUCUGCCCCGCUGCAGUGACUCGGGCGACUUCGAGCCCGUGCAGUGUGACCUGGGGCAGGAGCGGUGCUGGUGCGUGGACGCCGAAGGGAUGGAGGUUUACGGCACCCGCCGACCCGGACGAACGGCUCAGUGUCCCGGGAGCUGUGAGAUCCGCGGCCGCCGCGUUCUCCACGGCGUGGGGGAGAGGUCGCCUCCUCAGUGCUCGGCGGACGGACGGUUCUCUCCCGUCCAGUGCAAAUUCGUCAACACGACCGACGUGAUGGUCUUCGACCUCGUUCACAACUAUGGCAGGUUUCCAGAUGCGUUCCUGUCUUUCAGUGCCUUCAGGAGAAGAUUCCCAGAGGUCUCUGCUUACUGUCACUGUGUCGACAGUUUGGGCAGGGAGCUGGCAGAAACUGGCCUGGAGUUGUUGCUGGAUGAAAUUUAUGACACGAUUUUUGCCAGUCUCGAUCCCGCCUACAGCUUCUCUGAAACCCCCCUGUACCGGAUCCUGCAGAGGCGGUUUCUGGGAGUGCAGCUGGCCCUCACGGGACGAUUCCGAUGUCCUACCCAGUGUGAGGUGGAGAGACUCGCAGCCACUACCUAUGGGCAUGCCUACGUGCCGUCCUGCGAUGCAGGCGGGGCGUACCGACGGGCGCAAUGCCAACGGGAAGGCCCAUGCUGGUGUGUGGAUGCCAACGGGCGGGAGAUCCACGCAACUCGGAGCCAGGGGGACCGCCCUACUUGUGGCUCAGAGAGGCCGUGUGUUUCCGAGAGGCGGAGGGCCGUGUCCGGACUUCUCUACGGACCCUCCGGACCACUGGGCCGAGGUGGUCCGACCUCCGGUCUGGAAGAACGUGCGCAGCCCCAGGAGGAUGCCCGCCCGGCCGGGUCCUGCCCUCUGACCUUCGAGGAGCUGCUGGUGGGCUCGGAGCAGCUUCCCGAUCCCGAGCGGAGGCCCGACCCCGGGCGGCGGUCCGGCCCCAGUCGGCGCCCCGCCUGGCAGACCGUCCUCGGCGAGUUGGUGAGGGGGCUGUUCCCCACCCGGGAGCUGGCCCUCACGGCCCUCCGACUGGCCCGUGGCCCACGGCGGCUCCAGCGGGACCUGUUCGGGGGGAUGUUCCUGACCCGGCUGGGGCACCGGAACCUGUCAGGGGCAGUGGGUCCCCGGAGCACGGCGGACCUCAGCCGGUUCUUCCAGCCUCGGGGGGCACGGGGACCGGCCGGCCUGCCGCCUGACGGGGACGGCGUGGGACGUCUGGACACCCUGCUGACCCGCCCGGACUUCCUGCCCUUCCUGCGGCGCGUGGCGGCCGUUCCCUCCCCCCUUGCCCGGGACCUCGGCGAGGCGGUCCGCACGGUCCUUGAGGCCCAAGGCUGCGGCCCACGCCCCGAGUCCCCGUCUGUCCCGGAGGCCCCCCGCCCGCCCGGUCGGCGCCCCCGCUGCCCCACCGAGUGCGAGAAGCAGAGGGCGGCGGGGCGGCGCGGGGCGGCCGCCCGGCCGGCGGGGUCCCGCCCCUUCGUCCCCACGUGUGCCGACGACGGAAGCUUCCUGCCGGUCCAGUGCUCCGACGACCGCUGCUUCUGCGUGGAUGCCGACGGCCUGGCCGUCCCGGGGACCCACCGGGCCGCCGGGGACGUCGUGUCGUGUAAGUCCACGGGCCCCGGGCGGUCUGGAGCGACCGGCCCUUUUGACACCGCCAGCCCCCGGCCCGUGGUGCCACCUCCAAAAUUCCCCGUGUGCGAGGACGGCGUGGACCCGUGGGCGCACGCGCGCCUGCCCGCGGGCACCCACACGCAUGUCGAGGGCAGGGAGAAGGCCCGCGGGCGUGCCGUGCAUCCCCUCUCCUCCUUCCCCACAGGCCCCAGCUCCUGCCAACUGUCCGCCGGGCAGGCCCUCCUGCGGACGGCGCGGUCCCUACUGUCCGAGUCCGACCCGCCGUCUUCGCUCUCCGGCCUCUACGUCCCCCAGUGCCGGGCCGACGGGCGCUGGAGCCGGGUGCAGUGCAGCGGGCCCCCCGCGCCCGCCCUGGAGUGGUAUCGGCGCUGGGUGGCACUGAGCCCCAGGGGCCCGACCCCGACCUCGGCCCCCGCCGCGCAGCUGAUCCGGGAGCUCCGGGACUACGGGGCCACGGCCUCCGCCGGCUUCCGGCCGUUCGUCCGGCGCCUGUUCGAGGAAGGCCGGCAGGGCGUCUUCCCCGGGCUGGCCGGCUACGCGUCCUUCCGGGACGUGCCUCCCGGGGUCCCGGAGGGCCGCGGGGCGGCCGGCGUCUGGCUGGAGCCCUUCCCGUUCUGGCAGCUGCUGACGGGCCAGCUCCGCCGCUACCCCGGGCCCUACUCCGACUUCGGCUCUCCGCCGGCCGCCGUGGAACCGCGCAGCUGCUGGUGCGUGUCUGAGGACGGGGAGGAGCUGGCCGGGACACGGACCCAGGGGAACGAGCUCCCCGCGUGCCCCGGGGCAUGCGAAGAGGCAAGGCGGCGGGUCCUGGAGUUCCUGGCCGAAGCAGAAGACGGCAUCCUGGCCUCCAACUUCUCCCAUUCCCCACUCGGGGAGAGCUUCCUCCCGGCCCACGGAAUCCGCCCGACCAGCGACGACCUCUCCCCUCUUGGUCCCGGCCCUCCCGAGACGCGACUCGCCUAUGCCCUCCGGAUCGGUAGCAAGUCCGCCCUGGCCCUGGCUGUGCGGUCGACUUUGGAAUUCUUCCGGAGGGCAUCCCCGGCCUCAGGAGGGUCGGCGGGAGAAGGAGCCGGCUUGACCUUCCGGUCGUACGUGCCUCAGUGCGAUGGCCUGGGAAACUGGGAGCCGCUGCAGUGCCAUGGGACAACGGGACACUGCUGGUGCGUGGACAGGCGCGGACAUUACGUCACAGACUCUCUGGCCACGCGCAACGCUCCACUCCCUCAGUGCCCGACUCCAUGCCAGGCAUCUCGCACCAACGCGCUGCUUUCUAGCUGGAAACAGAGCGCCGUUGAGGUCAAGGCAACCCCGGAAUCCUUGUUCACCCCAACCUGCCUGCAGACGGGAGACUACGCCAGACUCCAGAGAUCAGACUCGGGGGCCUGGUGCUUGGAUCCGGCCACGGGGGAGGCCGUGCUGGCCGACAGCGGGAGUUCAAACGGCAGCCUCCGCUGCCCAAGUCCCUGCUCCCGGCUCCAGCCCCCGCUGGCCGCCGGAGAGCCAGGCACCACGGACAGCCCCACGUGCGAGGAGGGUUCAGGGGAACCCCUGGCUGUCCAGUGCGACCGGGAUCAGGAGAGCUGCUGGUGCGUUGGGGAGAGUGGACAGGAACUGCCUGGGACCCGGGUGGCCGGAAGCCGACCGUCGUGCCACCGUCCUCUGUGCCCGCUGCCUUUCGACGCCUCAGAAGUGGCCGGCGGAGCGGUGGUCUGUGAGGCGAUGGCCGACCCAGGCCAGGAAGUCCAGCGGUGCCGCCUGAUGUGCUUCCAGGGCUACCGCAGGGCCGUGACCGGCACCGACUUCACCUGCGACCCGGGGACGGAGCAGUGGCUUUCUGCACCUCCGCUGCCCCAGGCGUGCCAGAAGCUGCAGCUGGUGCAGACCAUCCAAGUCCAGGCUCAGGUGCAGUUGCUACUCCCCCCAGAGAAGAUGUGCAGCGCUGACUACUCCGGCCUGCUCCGGGCCUUCCGGAUCUUCACGGAGGACGCGUUGAAGGCUAGGGACUUCUGCCGCGUUCAGGUGGAAGGUCUGAGGAGUCCAGUGUCAUUUCCUGUCUGCGAUGAGUCCACGGUGCGGGUGGAGUGUCUGACCGCGGAGCGCUUGGGCGUCAACCUCACCUGGGUGGCCCCUCUGGCCUCCAUCCCAGCAGCCUCCCUUCCCGAUCUGCGUGACAUCGAAAACGCUCUUCUUGGCCAGAACUUCAUGGGGCGUUUCGUGGCCCUGAUUGAGAGCGGAAACUUCCUCCUCCUCCUGGAUUCCAAGUCAUUCCCAGCAGACACCAUCGUGCGCUUCCCCCGAAGCGGCGGGGGCCUGGACACUGCCCCGAGUGUGCAGCUGGGCUGCCGGAGGGGCUUCGUGAGGACCUCGGCUUCUGACCAGACCGGCCUGGAGCCCCCGGGUUGUGGUACAUCGGCUUUCGCUCUUGUCCUCUGUGGCCGGUGUCAGUGGGGAGGGCGUUGGACAGAGAAAUCGCAAAGGCAGAAAAGACAUUCCGAAACCAAAAAACAUCCCCAGAAGAAGAAGAUCCCCGCCCCAAAAAACACCUCCAGAACCAAGCAGGUCCUCCGCUUUCCCCUCCGUGCCCCGCCACAUUCAAACAUCUCCAAAACCAAGCGGGUCUGCCUCUCCAAAACAUCUCCAGAACCAAUUGUUUGUCCUACAGGAAGCUAUUCUCGGGAGGAAGAAUGCAUUCCCUGUCCGACAGGAUUUUACCAAGAGCAGGCAGGCAGCAGCGCCUGCGUCCGGUGUCCCGUCGGCAAAACGACCGUUUCGGUGGGAGCUUUCAGGAGAACUCACUGUGUCACCGAUUGUCAGAAGAACCAACAGGGCUUCCAGUGUGACGAAGAUGGCCAAUACAGCCCUCGGCAAGAACAGACCGGACGGACGGGGUCCUUCUGCGUGGACCGUCUGGGCAGGACGCUGGACUGGACAGUGACACGGGAUGUGCUGACAGAAGCUCAAUGCCUAGUGCUGCGGAAAUUUGAGAGCGUCCCAGGGUCCAAAUUGAUCAUCGGCUCAGAAGAUGCAGUGGUUCUCCGCUCUCAGACCCUCACUGUGGAAUCCCCACUGAUUCAGUGCAUAACAGACUGUGCAGCUGAUGAGACUUGCGGAUUCGUGGCCUUGGUACCCGAGCACUCCCAGGUCCGCUGCGAUCUCUACGCUAGUUCCGAUGACAACUUCGAUUGCCUGGCCACCGAGCAGGAGCAAAAUAUCCUGGGAAACUCUGCCAUCACCAGCUUUGGGCGUCUGAGCUGCCGGCUCCGAGUGAGUAGCAGUGAUAGGGAGGCUGUGACCGUGUACCUGAAAAAAGGCCAGGAAUUCACCACCACGGGACGCAAAACCUUUGAGAUGACGAGUUUCCGGAACACCCUCUCGGGACUCUACAGCUCGGCGGGCUUCUCGGCUGCGGGGGCCAACCUGACCGACGUCCACCUCUUCUGCCGCCGGGCCUGUGACCGGACUCCCUGCUGUGAUGGCUUCAUCCUCUCCCAGAGCCGGCUCCGUGGGGGGACGAUCAUCUGUGGCCUUCUGAGCUCCCCCGAUGUCCUGCUGUGCCAUUCCAGCGACCGGAGGCCCAUCUCCCCGUCCCAAGCUCCAGAGGGCACACUCUGUGGUCAGGUGAAGUCUGACCCAUCCAAGAGACAGUUCCUCCUGAGCCUGGCAGGGCAAGAUUUUGCAAGUUCUGAGCCACUAGAGGAAGUUCAAGAAGCUGUCUCUACUUUUCAGCAGGUCUACCUCUGGAGAGAUUCGGAUGCGGCAGUCCGAAGUCCAGCAGCCGAGUGCGAGGCCGGCCGGCUCCCGGGGCCGGACACCACCCCUCUCACAGAGUCAGCGGCCGGCCUCUUCUCCCCGCUGGACGCCUCUCAGGUCGUCGUGGACGAGUCCCACCCCUUGCCCGGCUGGGAGUACCGGCUCCUCGCUCCCCGGUUUUCAGCCCGGCGACAGGCAGAGCUCUGGUGCCUCUCACGGUGUGCCCAGGAAGAAGGGUUCUGCCGGCUGGCAGCGCUGCAGGACUCGACUGGCACGGCCCCCUUCACCUGCGUCCUCUACCCGGAGGCCCGGACAUGCGGCCCACUUGACGAACUGACUGCUGGCAGCUGCCGAGUGGUCCUGCCCCGCCGGCCACUCUCCCUCUACCAGAGAGAAGUUGUCCCGGGAGAGAGGGUGAAGAACUUCUACACGCGCCUGCCCUUCCAGAAGCUGACGGGGGUUUCGGUGCAAAACCACGUUUCCGUCGGCGGAAAGUCCAUUUCCGAGGGGUUUUUGGAGUGCGAACAGCGCUGUGAUGCCGAUCCUUGCUGCCGGGGCUUUGGAUUUCUCAACGGCUCUCCGUCCGGAGGGGGUGAGGCGCAGUGCUUGACACUCAGCAACCUGGGGUUCCAGUCGUGCGGCGAGGAACACGGACCCUCCUGGCAAGUUUCGGACUGCAGCUCUCCGCCCGCGGGGCUCGGAACCUACCCCUUCGGCUGGUAUCAGAAACCCGUGGUUUCGAACCCGGUCCCCACCAUCUGCCCACCUGCCCAACUAUCUCGCCUCCCACAGGAAGGUCCAGCGGGCACCUGGGAGUCCCUGGACGUUUCCUCAGUUCUCGUGGACCCCUCAAUCCAGAGUUUUGCCGUCGCCCACGUCAGCACUGAUGGUCUCGCAGAUUCGGCCACCGCCAGGGACUUGUGUCUGUCAGAAUGCUCCAAGAACCCAUCCUGCGUGACCACCACCCUGGCGGUCCUCCCGGGCUCCGUCAGGUGCGUGUUCUACCCCGACACACGCAGCUGCACGUACUCCCUGCAAGGCCCCCGCUGUCAGCUGCUGCUCAGGGAGCCGGCGGCCGCCAUUUUCCGAAGACCAGGUGUGGCCGCACCAGCGGAGGAGCCGGCUGCCGCCGUAGUGUCCGUCGCCUCCCGGGGGACGCUGCGGGGGGCUCUGCGGGCCGUGCAGGUGGGCGCAGCAUGGAGAGUAGUGCGACAGUUCCUCGGGGUGCCCUACGCCGCGCCCCCUCUGGCCCAGAACCGCUUCCGGCCCCCCGAGCCUUUCGACUGGACGGAGACCCGAGAUGCUACCGUUCCCAGGGCCAGCUGCUGGCUACCGGGAGAUGACCUAGCUCAAGCCAACACCGUCAGCGAAGACUGCUUGUACCUCAACGUGUUUGCUCCUUCAGCUCUGGGUCCAAACGCAUCGGUGCUGGUGUUUUUCCACCACCCCGAGGGGGACGGCCAGAGGCGUGGGCAGCUGGAUCUUGAUGGGGCGUACCUGGCGGCCGUCGGCGAUCUCAUCGUGGUCACCGCCACCUUUCGGGCCGGAGCGUUCGGGUUCCUGAGCACAGGUACCGACGUGGCCAGAGGAAACUGGGGGCUCCAGGACCAGGUGGCUGCCCUGCAGUGGGUGCAAGACCACAUCGCCAACUUCGGUGGGGACCCAGAGCGCGUGACCCUCGCGGCGGAUCGUGGCGGGGCUGACGUGGCCAGCGUCCUCUUGCUCUGGCCCAGGCCGGCUGGCUCCAGACUCUUCGGACGGGCCAUCCUCAUGGGGGGCUCUGCCUUCUCGCCGGCCGCCGUGCUCAGUGAGAAGAGGGCUCGGGAGCAGGCCGCGGCACUGGCCCGUGAAGUCGGCUGUCCGGACUCGGACGACGAGGCGAUGGUGUCCUGCUUCCGCCAGAAGCCAGCCAACAUCCUCAAUGAUGCACAGACCAAGCUCCUGGCGAUCAGCGGCCCAUUCCAGUACUGGGGGCCGGUCGUGGAUGGCGUCCACCUCCCAGAGCCCCCAGCCCAUGCUCUGCGGCGCGCCCCCCUGACCGAGGUGGACCUCCUCAUUGGGAGCUCCCAGCAGGACGGUCUCAUCAGCAGGGCCCGGGCCAUCAAGAGAUUUGAAGAACGGCAAGGCAGAAACAGUAGCAAAACAGUGUUCUACCAGGCUCUUCAGAACUCCCUGGGCGGUGCCGACGCUGACCCGGCCAUUCAAGUCGCAGCCUCCUGGUACUACUCCCUGGAACAUUCCUCUGACGAUUACUCGUCCUUCUCUAGGGCCCUGGAAAAUGCCACGCGUGACUACUUUAUCACCUGCCCGACCAUCGCCAUGGCCCGCCACUGGGCCGCCACUGGACGAGGAAACAGCUUCAUGUACCAUGUGCCUGACAGCUACCUGCGGAGCGGCUCGGAGCUGCUGGCCGACGUCCGGCUUGCCUUCGGGCUGCCCUGGUACCCACACUUGGCACCGCGAUUCUCCCAGGGGGACAGGGCGGCGGCACUGGCCGUGAUGCAGUACAUCGCCAACUUUGUCAAAUCCGGAGACCCCAACACCCAGAACGACUUCUCCAGCAAGAUUCAGGGAGACCUUCCCCGGUGGGCCCCGUUCCUUCCCUCUGCCACGGGAGAGAACUACAAAGAGUUCAGUGCCCGGCUCCCUAAUCGCAUGGGCCUGAAAAAGGCAGACUGUUCCUUCUGGCAAGACUACAUCCAAACCCUCAGAAGGUCUUCAGGCCAAGAGGAAGCACCGGCGUUGGAGUCCACAGGGCCCCCCGCCCCCCCGGCCCUCCCCGAGCAAGGGCAGAAGGCGUACAGCAGAUGACCGGGGCCCGAGACGGCUCCCGGGUCGUCGGUCACCGAGGCAGGCCGGGCUGCGGACACGUCCCAGGACGGGUCGCUGGUUCCGCGCCCGCCAGCUGACGGUUCUGUUCGACUUGGAGUCCUUCAGCAAUUAAACAGUCCUCCUGCAGAGAAAA